UGGUCCUGUGGGGAGCAGCAACAGGAUAAUACUGCACCACCUCUCGGGGCCCUUAACAACAACAACAGUUUGGUGUGUCAUGGGCGCUAACACAUGGUGUGUGAUUCUCUUCUUUAACAUCAAUAUAUUAGUGAUGCAGAUUACAUGAACUGAAAUAGAUUGAAGUCAGUAUAAUGGGCAAGUUUCUUUCUCAAGUAGACAGUGAGGCUUCAGAAACUCCCAUGUUAGACAUUUUGAAGGGAAAGAAGAAAAAGAAGAAGAAAAAGGUGAAGAAAUUUGAAGAAUCAGAAUACACAACCUAUGAAAACCUACAACCUGAAGCUGCGGAGUUAUUGCUGAAAAAGAAGAAAAGGAAGCAUGAAGAAAACUGGGAGAUUACUAACUUAAGCAUGGACAGCCAAGAUGAUGAUGAAGCAGAGAACCAGAUAAUGGAAAGAGCAGUUAAAGAAAAGACGAAGAAAGAGAAGAAACCCAGGUUGGAAAAUGAGGUGCAAGAAGAAAAUGCUGGAUUUAUAAAACCUGAAGAAUGUAAAGAAAAGAUGAAGCAAUCUGAAGUUUCUCUGCCCCAGACCCCAGUCACAACUCAUGUCACAACUCCAAAAAAGCGUCCACUUGACAAAGAAAGUACAUCAAAAAAGAAGAAACGCAGAAGUCUUGAUUUAUCAAACGAGGAAAUGAACAUAGGGCCUGACGAGGAUGCUGGGAAGGAUGAGAUUUUAGAGUCUCCAAGUUGGAUGAAAGAUGACGAGUUACAGCUUCUAAAUAACAUGAAGGCACAAUUACCCCGGAAGGAUAAAAUGAGUUACCGCACAAGACUCAAAGACUUCAAUUGGGAAAAUGCAGCAUUUGGGAAUUUUACAGCUGGUGACUGUAAAAGUCAUUUUAAAAAAAUUUUAACAGGGAUUAAAUCGGUGAAGACACUCACCAUAGUUUUGGAUGAGGUUACAGAAAACCUGCCAAAACUCAACUUUAACAAGAGGAAAAUCUUGUUACCUAUUCAUCGUUUCAUGAGAGAGACUUUGGAUAGUCAUAAGAAGCAAUUCACCAAUGGGGAUUGUAGUUUUGUAAAUCUGUCUAAAGCUUGGAAAAAUUUGCCUGAGGAAGAAAAAGACUUGUAUAGAAAGCCAUAUAAAAAGGAGCUUGCGGAAGAGCGUGCAAGGUUACUUUCGAAAUCUUCACGUAGAAUUAAAAUGGGAGAGCAGGGUCCAGUUGACCUUCCUAGAUCACCACUUCAGAUCUGGAUUGCUGAGGAAAAGAAACAGCCAAACAAAGAAGCUGUGACAUGUAAAGAAUGGAAACAGAAGUUCCAGAAUCUUGAGAAGGAAGAAAAGUUGAAGCAUAUCAUUACUUCACUCAAAGAAUUUUAUGAGUAUAAGAAAAGUGCAGAUGAAUACAAGGAGAAAAAUCCUGAUUUUAAAUUUCCCAUCAUUCACAGUCCUAUCAAAAGUGAUAUACAGCUCUUCCUUGAAUACAGGGGAAUGCCAAUGCCUCCUCCCACCAGACCUAGCAUGAUACUUUAUCAUGAACUCCGGAAGGCUGGAGAGUUGGACCAGAUUUCAGGUUCAGAGAAGCUCAUGGUGGCUAUGGAGAGGUACAAAAACCUGCCCUCUUCAAGAAAACUAAAUUACAAAUCUAUACUACAUAAGAAAAUGGAGGAGUACAGAAUGCAGAUGCAUGCCUGGGAAGAGAAUCAAGACGAGUUAACAUUGUUUAUGAGAGCAAGACUACUUGGAGAUAAAAUUAAGAAAACCGCCCCAUCUGCAAGUACCCAUCAUAAACUGUUAAAACCAUCAGAAACAUUUGAAAAUGUGAUUAAAUGUGAAAUGUCCAUCCCAAAGUUUCUUGAUGGACCAUGCAAACCUCCCAAGAGCCCUUUUAUGCUCUUCUUUAUGAGGAUAAAACAUUUGGCUCAAGAUCAAUAUGAAUCGCAGUCCCAGAUCAAAAAUGCAUGUUUAAAAGAAUGGAAAAACCUGUCCAAGGAUGAGAAGCAAAGAUAUACUGAACGUUGUGAAGAACUUAAGGAAAAAUAUGCAGAACAAAUAUUACAGUAUGUGGAAAACAUGAACAAAAAUUUACGUAGAUUGUAUCUUGGCGUUCAUCGCAAGACAUUGUUUACAUUCUUUCAACGUGAUAUAUUUGAAGAAGUGUAUCCUAAUAAAAAGUAUCCUGUUUAUUUGUUACACCCACGGAAGCGGAAAACAAGUGAGGAUAAUUUCUCCGGAGAACUGAGCGAUGACGACUUUACUGCCGAUUCUUUAUCUGGCAAGAACAAUAAUAAAAAUGUUGAGUUUAAAAAGAAAAAGAAUGAGAACAAAAGUGAUUCUUUGCAGUCUAAAGAUAAGUUAUCCAGUGAUGGUUAUGUGAAAUCAAAGGCAGUGAAAGGUACAAGUCAUAGUGACAUUGCAAAAUCAGAAAAAGGCAAAGAAACAUCUGCACCAACUUUUUCACUGUUUGAAAAUAAAGUAAAUUACUUAGGAACUAAAGAAAUUCUUGAUUCAUUCUCUAGUGAUGACGAUCAGAGAAUACAAGAAAAUAUAAAAACAUUUGAGGAAGAAAGUACGAAAACUGACAGUGACUCUGAAUGUGACAUUGAACCCAGCCAGUCACCUUACAAAGGCUCAGCCGAAGCCUCAUUGACCACCACACCAAAUAAACUGGAAUCUGAUGACUCGAGCAGCAGUGAUGGUUACUCAGAUACAGAUGUUAUGCCAGCCUGGAAGACUACAAAAUCUAUCAGAAAGAAAGUAUGAAAGUAAGCUUGAUUAUUGCCUCCAUUAUUAAAAAAUUGUCUUGGUAGAAAAUAAACAGUCGAUAUUUGAUUGUCCACAAGAAUGGUGAUUUCCUUUGGUUAAAAUAAAAAUUCCAAGUGAUCAAU
Cherax quadricarinatus is the source of this 2875-nucleotide messenger RNA. The record is from RefSeq and is a predicted model, not a curated record. Lineage: Eukaryota; Metazoa; Arthropoda; Malacostraca; Decapoda; Parastacidae.